AGAAUCUUUCAGCGAGUUCCACAAAUUCAGUUUGUGGUGACACGGAAAAUAGUUGUCGAGAUUUUUCCUUUUCACCAAGUAGUAUUGUGCACAAAUUUGACAGCCAACUUGUUGUUAACAUACCUCAACUUUAAGUUUCUUAGUUUUGUAUUCUUUUAUAGUUUUUUUUUGUUUUACUGAUAUUAAGAAAGGAAAAGUUAAAAUAGUUAAAGUUUGAGCCAUGUCUGCAUUCCGCACAAAACCUUUUGGUAGCAAGAAGGAUAAGAAGAAUCCUCCAAUUCUCAGUCAUGAAUUCGUUAUUCAAAAUCAUGCUGAUAUCGUCAGCUGUGUCGCGAUGGUGUUUGUUGUCGGUUUGAUGAUGCAAGCAACCAGUUCACUUGCGAGCAUCUUUAUUGUCAUGGGACAUAAUGUCACUGACGUUGAGGCAUCUGAAAAUGCUAAGAAUGAACCGUAUCUUUACGAGUCAGGAUGGAUGGAUGCCGCUGCUGUGUUCUUUUAUACACUCAUCUGCAUCAUCAUGCAUGCUAUCUUACAGGAAUAUGUAUUAGAUAAAGUUUCCAAGAAACUUCAUUUGUCCAAAUUCAAAUUGUCUCGUUUCAAUGAGUCAGGACAACUUGUGGUUUUUUAUUUGUUGUCGUUCUUUUGGGGUGCCGAAGUCAUUAUGCGUGAAAAAUAUGCUGAAAAUAUGUCAAGACUUUGGACUGAUUAUCCAAAUCAUCCCAUGAUCUUCAUUCACAAACUUUACUUUAUUAUUCAGUUAUCUUAUUAUCUCCACAUGAUUCCUGAAUUGUACUUCCAAAAAGUGAAGAAGGAUGAACAACCAGCAAAGAUGCAACAUUCAUUAGCCGGAACUGCAAUUAUUGCAUUUUUCUACUUCUUCGCUUAUCGACGUAUUGCAAUCGUGUUACUUACAUUGCAUUAUUUUAGUGAAUUUGUUGCUCAUACUUUUGGAUUGUUGGAAGUUUUUGACAAAGAAGAAAAAUAUGUGAAAUUCCGGGUUUUCAACAAUCUUAUCUUCCUAUUGACAGCAUUCUCAACACUCGUACUUUCAUUCUUAACAUUCUUCACUGGAAUUGGACGAACACACUCAACACGCGGAAUGCUUGGACUUGUUGUUGCUUUCUCAAUCCAAGGCUUCCUUAUUUUCCGUUUUAUUGCCUCUUUUCUUAAAUCAAAACGCGAAUCAAAGGAACAAUCAGUGAAAGUUAUAAAGAAAGUUAAGACAUCGACAACAACAGGAAAGAAAGAUCGCAAAAAGGAAUCGGAUUUACCCGAAGCUGAUCAGAAUACAAAUGUGAACCAAAAGAAAGUUAAGACCAAGUAAAUGUGGAGAAAACAAUUCGCUCACUUAAAAUACUUUUCAUCCAUCUUCUCACCUCUUUCUGUGUUCGAUCAAAUCACAACAACAUGAAGAAGAAAAGUGCACGAAAGUUGACAAGUUUAAUUUUAUUAUUUCUUAUUUUUUCUUUGAUAAAGUUUCACAAUUAAAUUUCCAAAAGAACUUUCUUUAAAAAAAAAAAACAUGAAAAGUUGUCACAAAAUAAGAGAAGUAAAACUUAAUUUUCCCCUCAGAUAUCGAAAUCAUGCCAAGGGAAAUAUUCGUAAAUUUACGUCAAGAUGAAAGUUAAAAUCGAUUCAGUGAAUUUGCAGUUAUUAAAAUUUAUUUAUGCUUUUUUAUUGAACGUGACUGACGUAAUGAUAAGAAUGUCCCUACCACACAUUAAAUCUUCUCGUCCCUUCUCUUUUUGUAAAAAAAGAAAAAUGAAUUGAAAAAAAAAAUGGAAAAAUAAAUAGUUUUUGUAUGUUUCAACAAUUGUUGAUGCGCUCAUAAAUUAAAGCUCUUUUUAUGAUGAUGAUGAUUACGUCACCAAAUUGUAUGUGAUGCCUUGAAUUAUUGAACCGAGAGGCCAAUAAUAAUCGUGUUCAUGAAAUUGUAUGUUACUUAAAUUAUGUUUGUUCGUAUUUGUGUCAAUGUCGUCGUCAUCACCUUUCUCGAUCAAUGAAAAGAUGCAACGAGGAUAUUCAUGACCAAUUGCUUCAGUGUUCCAUGAAAGUUUCACAAUAUAAAUGUAAUGCGGAAAAAGAAUCAGCGACUCUUUCAAGUUAAUUAUGAAGAAAGCGUUGAAGUUCACAUUUUCGAUUGUGCUUUGUUGAUUGUAAAUCGAUUUUCCGGUAACUUUCUCGAGAAUUUCUACGUUAAUAAUCUCAGUGUAAGUUUGAUUACUCAUAUCACAGAUGUCGAGUUGUUCUGGAAUUAAGCGGCUGUUAACCAUUAGAGAGUUGAUAACUGAGAAGCGUUUGAAGGAAACGAAAGUAUUAAAAUGCAUUUGAUUCCUUUCGAUGAUCAGUGGACUAACUGGCUUGUAAUAAGAUCGAUGAAAGCUUUUCAACAUUGCCAAAUUAUUCGUUGACGAUGAAUCGCUGGCAUAAGUCGCUUUAAGCUCUACAACUUUCUCGGUUAAUGCAUUAUCAAGAUUCAAUUGUCGAAGUUUUGAUGCUUGAGACUCAUCAUUGAUUAAUACUUUAUCAUUUUGAACUUGAACAAAGGCCCAAGCUUUGAUAAGACAUAAAAUAUUGUCACGUUCGCCAAGAUAAUCGAUGAGAUUCUUCACAAGAAACUCGAAACACGAUGGUGAUAGUUGAGUCUUUGGUUUAUUUAAAACCAAAUUGCUGAAGCUUGAAUUUGUUUCUAGAGAGUCAGCGAAGUAGUAAACACAAGUCACGAGAAAAUCCUCCAAAUGAAGUUCAAAAGAUUUUUCAAUUAUUAUCAAUAUUGUGUCAUUGUUUAAAAACUUAUUUAAAAGCUUCAGACAUUGUUUUCUCAUAUCUUCAAUUAAAUAUUUUUGAGCACAAUAACUCAAUUCCAUCAGCUGAUUUAUCUCGUUUCCAUUAUCGUUUAACUUCAACUCUCCAGUGUAAAUAUAACAAAGAAAAGUUUCAAAUGUAUCGUAAGAUAUAUCAGUGAUUUUGAUUGAAUUUGAAGCAUCGAUGAUUGAUGAACCCUCCAAAAAUUUCGAAUACAACAUUGCUUCAAACACCGGUGAUGCGGCACAUAAAAUUAAUUUAUGGCAGCUUAAAAAACGGUUUUCGACUUUAAACGAGCAGUCUGUGAAUUUGUUUACUUUUCUCAAAUGGUUGAAGCGUUCAAUGAACUCACACGGCAACUCUUCAUUGGUCAUCAUAUCUGACUUCAGGAUUUCUGUUUUUCUUUCAUCCAUCCACAAAGAAUUUUCGUCGGAAAACUUCUUUUUAAAUAUUUUUUAGGAAGACAAACGAGUCAAGGAAAAAAUCUUUUUCGCAAACUAUUUCUGUUCAAUAUUUGUUUGAUAAAUUAUCACAAGAAGCUGCAAAAAAUUUUCAAUCAGCACUUCUUAUAAACUUUUUAAGUACAAUAUAUUUGUAAACUUUAUUUUGAAGUAG
Messenger RNA from Clunio marinus, 3420 nucleotides. The record is from the annotation of a GenBank genome assembly. NCBI's taxonomy places the organism in Eukaryota, Metazoa, Arthropoda, Insecta, Diptera, Chironomidae.